UUCAUAUUACAGUGGCUUUGACAACCGAACAGAAAUAAACAACCCUUACAUUUAAAGAUACCAUCACUGGAGACAUAAAAUGCAGUAGUUGUUUUUUACUUCAAUUAAAUUAUUUACUCAUUGUUAUCGUUCGGGUAGUGAUUAGUCGUGAACACAAUGCUAGGUAUCUAUUAAAGUAAUAGAAAUAUUAGUACCACCCUAGAGCUUGGUCAGAAUCAAAUAACUAGAUAGGAGAACACAUAGCUGACCAUUGUCCCUACUUUUAAUGGAAAUUUAUUGGAGAUUGUGGAUUCGUUACGUUGCGUUAUUAAUAGUUUCUAUUUAUCCCUAUUUAUAUCUCAUUUGACAUUUGACAAUUCUUAACUUGACAACCGACAACCGGAAUUACCAGGCUCCGUCAAAAUUCAAAGUAAAAAAUAAGAUGUUAAACAUAGUGUUUAAAAUUUUUUAAUUGCAAUGCACGCAGAUACAUUUACAUAAUUAAAUAAUCUAUCUAAUAAUAAAAUAAUUAACAAAAAAAAUGUCUAAAAGAUAUUUCCAGCAGAAUUAUGGAGAGAGAAAAAAAGCUAAAUUGGACUGGAGCACAACUGAUCAUAACUUCCCUAUGAGUCAAAAUACAUCCGUAAAAGAUACACAAUUUACACAAUCAAACUCUUGGGGUAACGAGGAAGAUGACGAAAUGCUACUCAUGGCCAGUCAGGUCUGUGAAAAUGCCUGCAACGAUAGCCAACUUCCCAACUACAGUAUGUUUAUACCGCCGGCUUCAACUAGCACACAGCUUCCACAGCCAAGCACUUCCAAAAACAUAUUCAAAACCCCAACAUUGAAUCCCACGAAUUCAAUAUCUACACAAUUAAAAGAAAAAUGCAACAGAAUUUCAUCCCCAUUACCAGGCAUAGCAAAUAAACUAAUGAAAGAUAACUUGCAAGUGAAUGUACCUGACAAUUUAAUUAUGAAUGACAAGAUAUACGAGAAACAGGAUUCUGAAACUAUUUAUAAGCAGUUACUUCAACUACAAGAGGAAAAUGUCAAAUUGAAAUCUGAAAAUGGAAAAUUAAUUGAAAAAUGUGUAACUAAAGAAGGUGAAGCCUCAAUACUAAGGACUCAGCUAAAAAGUAUUCAAGUUGCCGCUGACAGUGCCAGGCUAGAGAAAAUGAAUGUGCAAGAAAAACUGCAGAUGGAAUGGACAGAGAAAAUAAAUGCUAUUAACAAUCAGAUGCAUGAUUUAAGGACCCAAUUAGAUUUUAAGAACCUCGAGAUAAUUAAUGCUAAGGACAGAUGUAAAAAAUUAGAAUCGAACAAGCUCAACUUAACACAAGUUACUAUUUCAAAUAAUGCAUUAAGCCACACCUCAAAAACCAACGGAGUCAAUUCCUCUUUAACUCAAAGCAAAAAAGUCAAGAUGGUCUCUGACAUAACGCAAACCGAGAGAAAACUACACUUCCUGAAGCUACCAAAGAGAAUACCUACAGCUUCAUCAAAGCUGAGUCACAUACUGCCACUCAUUAUUCGACCAACGGUAAAGAAGCCUUCGAUACUGGAAUACAAUGAGAACUUAAGGAGGUGUCCGGAGACCGCGGCCCAGUGUGGAAUGCUCGGCACGUCCCCUGGUAUCCCGUCCGGGCUGACCCUCGAACGAAGUGCGAGGAGGACAAACCUUCAGAGCAUUUACGAGGAUAUAUGUAGUAUCGCAGUCGGGACUGCCGAUGAUAAUAAUUAUUAUAAGGUAUUCGAAACAAUAAAACUAAUAUUGCACGAGACACGGCAGCGCCUGGUCUCCAUAUCGCGCAGGAUGACGAAAGCCUUCCAGAAGGAGAUCGACGAGAGGUACGCGGAGAGCGCCUCGACCUUCGUGCAUGUCGACAGGGAACAGUUGUUGUCCAGCACUGAGCUGUACCGGGACGAGCAGGACAUAGAGGCGCGGCGGGCGGCGGGGGCGCUGGGGUACGUGCGGGGCGCGCGGGGGGCGGGGGACGGGCUGCUGGCCCAGCUCCACGAGAUAUGCUCUCUUAUACAAAAAUCUCACUGCGCGGCGCCGCACGCCGGGGUGCUCCUGGCCGCGGCGCACGUGUCCGCCGGCGCGGAGGCGCGGGCGGCGCGGGGCGUCCUCACCGCUAUAAUAAGGGCGAAGCCGCCGCCCGCCGUGUCCCGCGCGACACUACGGGCGGCCGCGCGACUGUCGCACCGGGGCGGACUUGCAGGCGCCUUCUGUCCCGGGACGAGCCUGGAGAAGUCGGAACAAGAGCGGGACCAAGGACCGUGCGCCAUGCAGAUGCUUCUGACGCAGAUAAAAGUCUGCCUGAGGCGUGCGGGGCGGGAGGGGUGGGGGGGACGCGCGGUCGCCGGUAUCGCCGGGGACUUGCUUCUGCUGUUCAGCGGCCUGUACCCCCGGGGCGUCAGCUUGCUUCCCGACAAAUCCAGGUGCAGCUGUCCGCUCGCGCUGGUGCAGACCGCCGUGCUCAGCCUCCGGGCCUGCGCCGUGAGCCUCCGUGAGCACGCUGCAGCGGGAGCGACAUCCGACCGUGCGUGGGAGGAGUUGCUGGCGGCGUGUCGCUGCGGCGUGCAGAUGCUGUACCAGUGCUCGAUGCGGGACGCGGACUUCGCCGCGCUCCUCAAGCACAACGAGGGACACCUCAUUCAGUUCUGCGAGAUCCUGAAGGACUACCCGCACAGCGACGUCCACUCCAGCAUGCUCUCGGAGCUGUCGUUGCCCCUGCAGGCCGCGCCGCCCCACGCGCCCCCCUCCUUCCACAACACGCCCUGGCUGGACAGCUUCAAAGACUUCACCAUAUCAGAUUAAACAUCGGUGGAGGAGCACACGCCGCCUACACGGACAGCAAGAGUAGCAAGCCACUGCAUGGACAACGCCAAGAUCUUAAUGCCAAUAAUAUUUUGUGAGUCGUCGUGGCCUAAAGGAUAAGACGUCCGGUGCAUUCGUAUGUAGCGAUGCACCGGUGUUCGAAUCCCGCAAGCGGGUACCAUUGUUUUCCAAUGAAAUAUGUACCUAACAAAUGUCCACGAUAAGCUUCCACAGUGAAGGCAUAACAUCGUGUAAUAAAAAUCAAACAAAAUUAUAAUUUGUGUAAUGACUGGUGGUAGGACCUCUUGAGUCCGCGCGGGUAGGUACCACCACUCUUGCUUAUUUCUGCCGUAAAGCAGUAAUGCAUUUAGAGACCUUAGAACUCAUGUUUUAAGGUGGGUGGCGACAUUAACAUGGUUGAUGUCUAUGGGCUCUGGUGACUAUUUAACAUGUGGGCUGUGAGCUCGUCCAUACAUUUAAGCAAUAAAAAAUGGGCGCAUGACAGUAGGGCGUGCCUGUCCGUGAGUAGUGACAAUAUCAAAUUCCCUUGACCAAUAUGUUUUGUGACUAUCAAAACGUACAGAUUAUCAUUGGAUGUUUUUAAAACUAUGGUUCGUGCGGUGGCGUUGCGGUUUGUAAGUAUGCCACCAGACUUGUGAUAACUUCAUGUAACUCCCAACGACGUAUUCAAACAUAUACAAUGUUAUUUAUUAUACAUUUAUUAUUGUUGUUGUUUAUUUGUGAUUUUUCUUAAUUAAACACAGUACCAGAUACAUAAAAAAAGCUUCACCUAACAGCCUAUAAUUGCAACUGUGCUAUAUUCAGUAGUGUAUUUUUAUACAAUCACAAUCACAUAAUUAAGUUUAAUUUGACAAAUGGGAGUCGCAGCGACGGCUUUUGCACUUCUAAUGUAACGCGCGUUCGGUACCUACAUACUAAUAUGUCAACUCUGUGUUAUAAUUUAAACAUGUAAUAAAUAUAAAUAUUUUAGGCUGGAUUCCGAUAUGAUCCAAUGAUAUGUUCAACAAUUAAUGAAAAUCCACCAUAAUUUAUUUGUUCUUUUUAAGUUUUCAAACGAAACGUCAUGUUUUUAAUGAUUUUGUUUUGAAUAAAACGAAUUUGUUUUUAUAUAA
This is a messenger RNA of Bombyx mori (domestic silkworm), 3933 nucleotides long. RefSeq lists its product as uncharacterized. NCBI's taxonomy places the organism in Eukaryota, Metazoa, Arthropoda, Insecta, Lepidoptera, Bombycidae. The transcript has 12 exons. Bases 521 to 2800 code for a protein of 759 amino acids. The record is from RefSeq and is a predicted model, not a curated record.